This is a messenger RNA of Galendromus occidentalis (western predatory mite), 2680 nucleotides long. RefSeq names its product alpha-(1,6)-fucosyltransferase. Gene Ontology annotation, molecular function: alpha-(1->6)-fucosyltransferase activity; protein binding. Gene Ontology annotation, biological process: protein N-linked glycosylation. The transcript has 10 exons. The record is from RefSeq and is a predicted model, not a curated record. The coding region runs from base 363 to 2012 and encodes 549 amino acids. NCBI's taxonomy places the organism in Eukaryota, Metazoa, Arthropoda, Arachnida, Mesostigmata, Phytoseiidae.
ACGGACCGUAGACAUCUGCGACGAAUGUGAUGUUUUUGCGAAUCCGUAGCCUCUCCUGAGUUGAAACUACCCGUUUGAAGAAUUUGUGAAUGGUGAAUACGCUCGCGGUUCGUUUAUUCCAAUGAGCUCGUCGGGUGCUGCGCCAGUAAGAGCUGGCCUAGAUAGAUUUCACCGCGCUCCGCUCGGAUACUUUGUUCUAAAAUCAGCCGCGACCGAUCCAGGCAAGGUGCACCAUACUACUUGUGGAGGUGUCGGCGGUGUGAUGUGACAGUGAUCGGUGACCGCCGCGCAGACGGAGCCUACGUGGCUUUUCUACUCUGUAGGGAAAAAAAAAACGGGCAAAUAUUCGACGUGGAUGUCUAAUGCAAUUCACGACUAUGCCGCCGCCUCUGACCCGCCUGGUUAUCAUAUCGUUAGUGGUGUGGCUCUUAGUUGUUAUCCUAAUGAGCGGCUCGUUCCUGCGGCCCGGAAUUUCGGAGGAUCAGAUCACUGCGAGAGUCAACCGAGCACUCGACGAGCUGGAAGAUCUCAAGCGACAAAACACUGAGUUGAGAUUAGUGAUUCAAGCUCUGAAUGGAGGGAAGCCGAUCCCUCAGCAGGAGCUGAGGAUCGCCCCGCCAACGGACUACGAGGUGCACAGGAGGGCUGCAGAGAACGACGUGAGAGAGUUAUGGUUCUUCGCGAGGGCGCAACUCGACAAACUACUCAAGGAAGCCAAGGGUGCGGAUCGUGACGUGUUCAAAAGACUGCGUCAAGGAAUUUACGAGCGACAACUGUCCGCACUGGUGAAUUUAGAUAAGAUGACUCGACGGGACGGCUAUGAGAUGUGGAGGAAGCAAGAAGCUGAGGAUCUUCAGAGAAUCGUUCUAGACAGAAUUCGAGUCCUACAAAAUCCAGCGGACUGCUCCUCGGCCAAGAAGCUUUUCUGCAACCUCAACAAAGGCUGUGGAUACGGUUGUCAGUUGCAUCAUGCCACCUACUGCAUGAUAAUGGCCAUCUCCAUGAAGCGAACUCUGAUUCUUCAAUCGAAAGGCUGGCGCUACAAUCCUAGAGGAUAUGAAGACAUUUUUCAGCCAGUCAGCAACUCCUGCAUAGCGGAAACAGGCGGGAGUAGGUCCAAGUACCCUGCUUCGGGGGACGAGGUGGUCAACCUCGAGAUGCCCAUCAUCGACGGCCUAAUCCAGAAACCGGACUGCUUGCCGUUGGCAGUUCCUAAAGCCUUAGUGCCGCGGCUCAGUCAACUACACGCGAACCCUGCGCUUUGGUGGAUAUCGCAAAUCGUAGGAUUCCUUCAGAGACCCCAGAGAGGAACGUCCGAUUUCCUCAAAGAGGUUCGAGAUCAUCAUGGGAUCAAGGGUCCCUAUGCGGGCAUCCAUGUGCGCCGCACGGACAAAAUCGGGACGGAGGCCGAUUAUCACGGCAUUGACGAAUACAUGUCUUGGGUUGCGGAGUAUUUCGAUAAAUACGAAGCAAUACACGGCCCUUUGGACAAGCGGCGAGUCUACAUCGCUUCAGAUGACGCCUCCGUUCUGAAAGAUGCGGCUAAACUCUUCCCGGAUUAUGAGUUUUCAGGGGACCAAGACAUCGCAAAGAGCGCGGCGUUAAAGAGCCGGUAUUCGGUCGAGUCUCUCCGCGGUGUCAUCGCCGACAUCCACAUGCUGGCCCAGAGUGACUAUUUGGUGUGCACUUUGUCAUCUCAGGUGUGUCGCGUGGCAUUCGAGCUCAUGCAACUAAGGUAUCCAGAUGCGUCGCAGAGGUGCCAAAGUUUGGACGAUAUCUUCUAUUUCGGAGGUCAGAAAGACCACGACGAGGAAGCUAUAGCGGAUAACCUUCAACCGGACUCUGGGGGAGAAAUUGCAUUUAAGAAAGGGGACAUUAUCGGCAUUGCCGGCAACCAUUGGGACGGUUAUUCUAAAGGCAUCAACAGAAGAACCAAGCAACGUGGUCUCUAUCCAUCGUUCAAGACGAAAGAACACGUGGACGCCGUCGAUUUCGGGGACUUCAUACUUUAGGUUCGAAAAUAGGGAGGAGCUCUAGCAUCGAAGAUCGCACAGUGCAAAGCCAGUUCGAUGGCAGUGCCAAGCUGUACCCUGACGCAUCGGCUGACCUCUUUGUUAUAAUAAUUCUCAUUUGUCCUGUCGAUUCUGAGAGCCAGUGAGUGAGGCGGAAUGCUUCCACAGAAGAGCAAUCAUUCGGCAGAGUCCAUCUCUCGCUCGUAAACUGUUUCUGCAGAGGUUUCUCUGAAGAAGGACUCACUCAAAAGCGAUAUGUAUAGGCUUCGGAAGUUGAAAACGAACCUCAGUCGAGAUUCUGCUCCGAUGCUACGAUUAUUGAGUCAAUGUACAUAUGAAUGGAUCUCCGCGAAACUCGGCUCUGAGCCCUCUCGCUCGAAACGAGUCAGCAUACAGCUGCGAGGCCUGACGGUCGAGAGCGUUUAUUAUGAUUCGGUUUUGUAUGUCUUGCGACCCAUAGUGAGCUACUUUAGCACAACUGCGAGUCCAGGGGUAGCGUUGACAGUAUAUCGCCGGAUAUCUUUGUUAUCUGGUUUUGUUUUUCAUCGAAUAGUUUCCAGCAAUAUAUAGAGAGCAUUGUCUGCCUGAGACUGGAGCGAGCUUGACGAGCAUCUUUGAAUGGAGUAGAGGAGAAUUGUGCAAUGAAUACAAAUAAAAAGCGACUUGUU